CAAUGCUAAAGUGAAAAGAGAGAGAAUCCUCCUUUUUUAUGAAGGCUAUAAUCAAUUUGAAGGGAUUGUACAAAUCUGUGUUGACAAUAUUUGGGGAGUUAUCUCUGGUGAGAGUUGGACUAAUGAUAAUUCUUUAGUUAUUUGCCAUCAACUUGGUUAUAAGAAAAUAGGUAGACAUGAUGUUACACAUGGCAAGCAAAGGAGAGCUGUAUUUCUGUCUAAUGUUUCUUGCAAUGGAAUGGAAUCAUCACUGAAUGAUUGUGAUAAAGUAUUAUAUCCACUAAAUAUUGCAAAGCAAUUAGCUAAUACAACUGAUGAAAUUGCUGCUGUUGCUUGUAUUGUUGAAACUAGAUCUACCGCAUCUACAGUGAAGCAAGUUAGUAAAAGUACCCAGUCUAAUGUUCAGCCUACAAUGGAUUCUGAUCAGAAUAAACCUAAUUUUCGUAACGAUCCUUAUUUCAUAUCACUUUGUGUCCUGGCUGGUGUAUUACUCAUUGUUGUGUGUGCCAUUUUAGGGUCAAAAGUGAGGAACAGUAGAAGGAAAAAGAGACUCGCAAGUCUUUCUCUUCAAACAACACAGUCUGAACCUAAAUCUAGCGAUGACAGUGAUGAUAGUGAUGAGCCUGAAAUACAAGAACAUCACUGUCGUUAUUAUCAGCGUCAUUGUCAAUAUCAUAGCAGUCAUCAUCAACAUUCUCAGAAUGACUUUCCAGUCGCAUCUCAAAAGGAAGCUUAUAGUAUUAAACGAACAUUAGUUUUACAAGAAGAACGUGUGCAUGUAGUGCAAAAAGUCAUCAAUUGAAACAAUUAAUACCCUUUAUGUUUGACAGUUGACUGAGAAAAAUAAUGGUGAAAUAAUUAUUAUUGAUAAUAA
Molecule: messenger RNA, 874 nt
Organism: Amphimedon queenslandica
Lineage: Eukaryota; Metazoa; Porifera; Demospongiae; Haplosclerida; Niphatidae
Exons: 4
Coding region: 239-802 (187 amino acids)
Source: RefSeq, a predicted model, not a curated record